This is a messenger RNA of Eupeodes corollae, 1644 nucleotides long. RefSeq names its product UDP-glycosyltransferase UGT5-like. NCBI's taxonomy places the organism in Eukaryota, Metazoa, Arthropoda, Insecta, Diptera, Syrphidae. The transcript has 3 exons. The coding region runs from base 73 to 1635 and encodes 520 amino acids. Gene Ontology annotation, molecular function: UDP-glycosyltransferase activity. The record is from RefSeq and is a predicted model, not a curated record.
UCAAUCAUCACCGAUUUAGUUUAGUUUCGAUUUUUCUUGCUGCGUGAAGUUCGUUGUGUUAUUUUAGUCAGAAUGAAGCUCCAAACUAUUAUUUUUGGCAGUUUAUUGUUGUUGCAUUAUUCAAUGGUCAGGACUGAAGCUUCAAAUAUACUCGGUGUGUUUUUGAGUCCUAGUCCUUCUCAUGUUAUCGUACACAUGGGCAUUGCGAGGGCUUUGAUUGAUCAAGGCCACAAUCUAACCAUUAUAACGUCGAUGCCUUUGAAAGAUAAGAAUCCAGCCUUUCGACACAUCCACCUUAAGAGCCUUGAUAUCUCAACCGGAAAAUUCAUCACCAAAAUGAACGAAACGCCAUUGUUGCUGAAACCCUUUGCUAUGUAUUCGAUAUUAAAAGAAUUUGGAGGAACAUUUUCAAAUUUUUCCAACGAUCCUGCAUUUAUAAGUUUCAUGAAGGAGGACAAUCAUUUUGAUCUUAUGCUGCAUGGAUAUGUUUUUAAUGAUUAUCUACUGGGCUUGGCUGCGCAUUUUAAAUGUCCCGUGGUCUUAUCUUGGAUAGUUCAACCUUUUGGUCAGAUAAACAGACUUAUUGGUAAUCCAAUCAAUUCGGAGUUUGUUCCAUUUGCACCGUUUUUCGACCCUAAACCAAUGGAUUUUCCAAACAGAGUUGUAACCUUUAUGGCAAAUGUUUUUGAAAGGAUUUUGAGCGAGUUUCUUUAUAUAUAUUCUGAGAAGGUUUACACUGCAAACUUUCCACCUGACAAAUAUCCGACAUUAAAACAAAUGCAAAACAAUAUUUCAAUGGUUCUAUUCAAUCAUCACUUCAGUGAAGGUCCAAUAAGACCCUUAGUUCCGGGAUUAGUUGAAAUUGGAGGUAUUCAAGUUAAGGAUAAACCAGAUCCCUUACCAAGUGAUGUUAAAAAAUUCCUCGACAACUCAACCAAAGGUGCUAUUUUCUUCAGUCUUGGUUCAAACGUUAAGGCAAACCAUAUUGGCCCCGAAGUAAUGGAAUUAAUUUACAAAACCCUCUCCAGUCUUCCAUAUGAUGUGAUUUGGAAAAUUGACACCGACAAACCCUUGGGAACUGCUCGAAAUAUACUUUUUAAAAAUUGGCUUCCCCAAGACGACAUAUUGGCUCAUAAGAAUUUAAAGCUCUUCAUAACACACGCUGGCAAAGGAAGUGUAACAGAAGCCGAAUAUCAUCAGGUUCCCAUGGUAGCACUGCCUGUUUUUGGAGAUCAGCCCGCAAACGCUCAAAUUAUGCAAGAUAAAGGUCAUGGCAUUUCACUUGACCAUACAAACUUGACAGAAACUUUGUUUAGAAAUACAAUUUUGGAGGUAAUGGAAAAUGACAAAUACAGAAAUGCGAUUGAAAGAUUUUCAAAACUCUAUCGAGAUCGGCCACUGACAGCUCGGCAGAAUGCUGUUUAUUGGAUUGAGUAUGUAAUUCGACACAGGGGAGCACCUCAUAUGCAGAGUCCUUUAAGGACAAUGAAUUUCUUUCAACAAAACAGUAUUGAUGUCUUGUUGUUUUUGGGUGUUUCCAUUUAUUUGAUUUAUAGAAUUUGUAAAAUUAGUCUACGUCUUUCAAUUUUGAUUAUGAAAAAAAUGCUUAGGAUCAAUAAAACGAAAAAAGAUUAAGAAAUAACA